Molecule: messenger RNA, 645 nt
Organism: Protopolystoma xenopodis
Lineage: Eukaryota; Metazoa; Platyhelminthes; Monogenea; Polystomatidea; Polystomatidae
Source: the annotation of a GenBank genome assembly
CUUAAGGAUGCCGCCAAAAAGCCUUGUGCUCGUAAAUCAGCCACAGGUGCUCACCAAACCCAAACGACAGCACUGGCGGGUGGUGUGCGCUGCUUCAGCAUGGCUUGUAACGGUGUCGAAGUGGUCCAAACAGCUACUGCUACUGAUGACACUGGCGUCGGGAGUUCCUCGACUUCCUCUGUAAAAGGUGACAACUUUUUGGCUGGUGGCCCUUUGGAGUCAAUUCCAGUCCCUGCCGGUCCUCCUUCACGGGGCAGGCGUCGGACUCGGCACACAGGUGGUCAGGUGGCACCAGUGCCAGUUGUAAAUGCUAGUAUUAGCGAUAUUGGCCAGCUGCAGCAGCAUCAUCAUCACAAACACCAUGGACAUAGUCGUCACCAUCCCAGACGUGGCCAUCAGCCUGGACCUCACACUCAGUUAACACGGCAUCAACUACUCGACCAACCUCUGCCGGCUGGAGUGGUAUCUCUCAAUCUCCCUCCAGCUGCGAGCGAGGUCAAAUCAGAUGAAAUGGCCGGUUCCCUUGUACCGUACCUUGACUCUCUGUUUCGGGGUCGUCCGAUUCCAGUCUAUGGUGUGUUUGCGCUUAAUACUAAUAAUGAACCUUCUUUCCUGAUUCAUGAUUUACAUUAUGGUCGAGAUUAA